AUGGCGUCUUGGUGCUCGUGGACGUCGCAAUUACGACCCAGGCAAGCGCGCCCGUCGGCGACGACUGAAGCAUGCGCCGCCGCCGCCGCGUCGGGCCGCGGGCCGUCGCGCUCGCCGGCCUGGCUUGUUGCCUCUCGACCCUCUACAUUUUCCGCGGCACGAGUGACGAGGGCCUCCUCAGGGACGAGGGCGAGCCGGGCCGCGUGCCGCCCGAGCCGGAGCUGAAGACGCUCGUCGUUGAUUUGUGCCAGACGCACGUCUGGUCGCAAGACACGAAGCUAUCCAUCCGCGAGGCGUCGACGCAGGGGAAGCGGAGCGACACGUUCGUCGUCAGCGCGUCGUGGUUCUCGUCGGCAUCGCCGCGAGAGGUCUUCGUCGUCGCGCGGCCGGGCUACCGCGCCGGGCGCGACGACGCCCUGACCGAGCUCGCCGGCGAGCGCGGCUGUGCUCCAAAAAUAUACUUCAUGGGAGCGGUCGGCGACCACCACCUCACGAUCUCGGAGCCCGCCGGCGCGCGCGUCGGCGGCGAUUUCUUGAGAUGGCGACCGGCUGUGUGGAAAUCAAAAUUUUACGGCGCGUUCGUGCUGAAUCAUCGCGUCGUCCUCCACGCCAUCGACGCGAUGCCUGCUCGAUGGCGUGGCGAUGCCGGUUCCUCACCGCUCGACCUUGCCAGGACGGCCGCGCCAUCGCCGAGAAACGACUUAGUGAAGAAUUGUCGGGUGCACCCGACGCACUGGUUGAUUUCCACACAGGCGACCGGACAAGCGCCUGGCGCGGGCGUACGGCCGGGCCGUCGCCUGCGUCCACGGCCUCGCCGACGACCUCAGGCAAGAGUGCGCCCGACCGCCCAAAAAGCCCGUGGACGCGCUCGGCGCCGCGACGGUCGGCGGGUCGCUGGCGAAGGCGCCGCCGGCGUCCUGGCCCCGGCGCCUGCGGGCCGUCUACCGGUUCGCGGCGGAGCGCUCAUCGGCCUGGGCGCGGUCGCGCCUCGCGUCGCGCUUCGUCUGCUCGCACGGAGACUUGCACGGCUGGAACGUCGUACGCACGGGCGACGCGAUAAAGAUCCUGGACUACGAGGACGCGCACGAAGGAAGCGCCAUCCAGGACCUCGCGCGCUACGCGCGGAAGCGGCAUAGAGCAAAUGUCGAGACGAUGCUGCGGGCGUACCACCGGCGAGCCUUUGUCGGCGAGCCUUUGUCGGCGACUCAAGUCCGCGACAUGAUUUUCGAUGUGGAGAUCGGUUUGGCUCACGAAGUACUGUAUAAGCUGACGACCUGUCCGGAGCUCCCCGGCGGCGGGUGCCGAAGAUUCCACAUCCCGACCUACGUGUCUACCGUGCGCCACCUGCCGCCGGGGAAGCUACCUGCCGGGCCAAAGAAGCAGUCGCGCGCGCAGCUCGACACCGUCGAGGCAGCGUACUCUGCGCUCGACGCGGCGUCCAACGGCGACGACGCGCUCGCGGCGGACAUCGUGGCGAUCGGCGUGUUCAGGGCGUCCCAGAGGCGUAUGUGGGCGCUGCUGGCGCGGAACGUGACGGAACACUAA
Messenger RNA from Pelagomonas calceolata, 1545 nucleotides. The record is from the annotation of a GenBank genome assembly. Lineage: Eukaryota; Pelagophyceae; Pelagomonadales; Pelagomonadaceae.